GAAAUCAUAAUAAUAACGAUAUAAUCCAGCAUGGAGAAAUAUUUGGGGUAGGUAUAUGCGGGGGACGCUUGGGGAUGUGUCGAUCGAUACUACCUCGUAUAACUAUAGAGAAAGCCUUGCCCGCCACCGUGAAUGCGUAUAGAGCUAUAGGUUGUAUAUAAGUCCCAGAACCUCGCCGCCGUAGGGGAUGAAAGGGGGAGGUAGAAAUACGAGCAAGGGCCUUUGGAGUUGGGCAGCUUGGUUUCUGUAUACUACGCGAAGGUCGCUAUUGUCUCGCGGCACGUAUAUCGGACUCGGACGCGUGGGAUCAACCUUCGGCGCGUGGUGUACGUACAUACGUCCAUGAUGGCGAGCCGAUUGCUCUUCACGGCGGCAGCAGCGUCGGCCACUGCUAUCGCGGCGAGAAAUUACCCCGGUGGCGAUCCUCUCGCGGCCUGUCCCGGGUAUGCCGCAUCGAAUAUUGUCCAGACGGCAACGGGAUUGACUGCCGACCUGACUUUGGCCGGUGGGGCUUGCAAUGUGUACGGAGAGGACCUGGAUGAUUUGGUUUUGGAAGUUUCUUACGAUACCGAAACUAGACUUCACGUAAAGAUCCAAGACGCCGCCAAUAAUGUCUACCAGAUCCCCGAGUCCGUCUUCCCCCGGCCGGAAGCCCCGGGUGUCGAAGAGGCACAGUCUGCGCUGAAGUUCGACUACACCGAGAGUCCCUUCUCCUUCACCGUGUCACGCGCAGAUUCGGGCGAAGUCCUCUUCGACACGUCGGCCGCGAGCCUGGUGUUUGAGUCCCAGUACGUGCGGCUGCGGACGAGGCUGCCCCAGAAUCCGAGCCUGUACGGGCUGGGUGAGCAUUCGGACCCCUUCAUGCUGAACACGACCGGCUAUGUGCGCACGCUGUGGUCACAGGACUCUUAUGGCGUUCCCGAGGACGCCAACCUGUACGGAAAUCAUCCGGUGUAUUACGAGCACCGCGCGAGCGGGACCCAUGGCGUCUUCUUCCUCAACUCUAACGGCAUGGAUAUUAUCCUCGACGACACCCCGGAGGCUGGCGGUCAGUACCUCGAGUAUAACACUCUCGGUGGUGUGCUCGACUUUUACUUCGUCGCCGGCCCGAGCCCCGUUGAGGUCGCACGCCAGUAUGCUGGCAUUGUUGGGUUGCCCGCGAUGAUGCCUUACUGGUCUUUCGGCUUCCACAACUGUCGCUAUGGCUACCAGGACGUCUACGAGGUCGCCGAGGUCGUCUAUAACUACAGCCAGGCUGGCAUCCCGCUCGAGACGAUGUGGACCGACAUCGACUAUAUGUAUCGUAGAAGAGUAUUUUCACUAGAUCCGGAACGAUACCCGCUACACAAGAUGCGUGAGCUCGUCGACUACCUACACGCGCACGAUCAGCAUUACAUAGUAAUGGUAGACCCGGCGGUGGCGUAUCAGGACUUCCCGGAGGCGUUCGGGCGCGGCGUCGCAGACGAUGUGUUCAUGCGGCAAGCUAACGGGUCUGUGUGGAAGGGUGUCGUCUGGCCGGGUGUCACCGCUUUCCCAGACUGGUUCUCUGCAAACAUUACGAGCUAUUGGAACGGCGAAUUCGAGCGUUUCUUCUCUCCGGAGUCUGGUGUGGAUAUCGAUGCUCUCUGGAUUGACAUGAACGAACCUUCCAACUUCCCCUGCUUUUUCCCCUGCGACGACCCCGACACUGCCGCGAUUGGCUACCCACCAGAGCCUCCACCGGUCAGAUCACCUCCCAGGCCGUUGCCGGGCUUCUCGUGCGACUUCCAGCCCGAAGGCACAGACUGCACUACGAUCGAAGCGAGGACGGCCCCCCAGACCCGCGACGUUGCAUUAUCGCUGCCGUCCCGCAACAAGCUGGCCAACCUCGUCCCGCGCCUGGUCCCGACCGAAAAUGGCCAGGGCAAGGGCAUCCCCGGGCGUGACCUACUGUUCCCCAAAUACGCGAUUCAUAACAAGGCAGCGUGGACGGACGACUGGAACGCCGGACAAGGCGGCAUCUCGAACAAGACGGUGAAUACAGACCUGAUACAUCAGAACGGACUCACCAUGUACGACACACAUAACCUAUACGGUAGCAUGAUGUCGAUCGCGUCGUACGAAGCGAUGCUGGCACGGCGCCCGACGAAACGGCCUCUCAUAAUCACGCGCUCGACGUUCGCAGGCGCAGGCACGAAAGUGGGCCAUUGGCUCGGGGACAACCUGUCGUUGUGGGCGCACUACCGGCUCGCGAUACGCAGCGCGCUCGCCUUUGCAGCCGUGUACCAGGUGCCAAUGGUGGGGGCGGACGUGUGUGGCUUCGGUGGUGAUACGACGGAGCAGCUAUGCGCACGCUGGACGGCUCUCGCGGCGUUCGCGCCCUUCUACCGAGUGCAUAACAGCCUCGACUCGGCCCCCCAAGAACUCUAUCGGUGGUCGCGCACGAUAGAAGCGGCGCGCAAGUUCCUCGCCAUCCGCUACGCGCUGCUCGACUACGCGUACACAGCUCUGCACACACAGACGCGCGAUGGCACACCCAUGCUCAGCCCUCUCUGGUACGCGUACCCAGAUGACAGCAAGACGUGGGCACUCGACCUGCAGUACUUUUACGGCCCGCACCUGCUCGUCGCGCCCGUGACGGAGGAAAACAGCGAUAAGGUAGACGUGUACCUACCCGACGACGUGUUCUACGACUGGUACACGGGAACGCGAGUCGAGGGUAAAGGGGCGCACAUUACGGUCACGGAACAAGGGUGGACAGACCUGCCGCUGUAUAUCAAGGGAGGCGCCAUCGUGCCACUACGACAGACUACCAGCAUUGGUACUGCUGCUGCUGCUAUCGGCGGCGAGGGAGAUGGACAGCCGAUGACGACGCGCGAGCUGCGCAAGCGGCCAUUCGAGAUCGUGGUCGCCGUGGGGCGCGACGGGCGCGCUAGCGGCAGCUUGUACCUAGAUGACGGCGAGAGCAUCGAGCAGCCGGCCGGCGCGACUACGGAAAUUAACUUCACGUUCGCCAAAGGCGUGCUCCGAGUCAACGGCACGUUCGGGUAUCGGCCGGAUCCGUCAGGUGGCGGCGACGACAGCCUGCGCGUCGCGAAGGUGACGUUCCUUGGCCUGGGAAGGAGGCGUCGUUCCGGGGAGGAGCGCGGGGACAUAGUAAGCGUCGAAGUGGACAAGUUGCUGACGGAGGCUUUCACCGUGGCCGUCUAG
Molecule: messenger RNA, 3189 nt
Organism: Durotheca rogersii
Lineage: Eukaryota; Fungi; Ascomycota; Sordariomycetes; Xylariales; Xylariaceae
Product: glycoside hydrolase family 31 protein
Exons: 3
Coding region: 343-3189 (948 amino acids)
Biological process (GO): carbohydrate metabolic process
Molecular function (GO): carbohydrate binding; hydrolase activity, hydrolyzing O-glycosyl compounds
Source: RefSeq, a predicted model, not a curated record